Molecule: messenger RNA, 3982 nt
Organism: Anneissia japonica
Lineage: Eukaryota; Metazoa; Echinodermata; Crinoidea; Comatulida; Comatulidae
Product: guanine nucleotide exchange protein SMCR8-like
Exons: 20
Coding region: 211-2802 (863 amino acids)
Cellular component (GO): guanyl-nucleotide exchange factor complex
Molecular function (GO): GTPase activator activity
Source: RefSeq, a predicted model, not a curated record
CUCUUACAUACACGUACGAAUAUCAGGUGACUUAUCGAACAGGGGUUUGGUGGUGCCUGUUGUGUCAGUAGUGUUGCAUGUCAUAACAUCAGAAUUUGCUGGUGAAUCCCUGGAAAAGACAGUCUAUUUUUCAAGUUAAUGAAUAAUUUGAAAAGUGAUAGCAUUUGAUGAAUUAUUAACUUCAGAGAGUAAGUGUUGAAGCAAUUGACAAUGUUUGCUGCAAACUACUCAGCUACUGAGGGUCAAAUCAAUGAUGCAGAAAAUGAGGACAGUAUAUCUUUCAAACUCCCAGAUUUUACACCAACCAAUCCGUGGCCAUCUUCUCCUAACUUCGAAGAAGAUUUCAUCAUGAUUUCUGAAUUUUGUGAAAUCGAAGGUCCAAAUCCAUUGUUAGUAAUUCCAACUCAUGGAGGCGGUGCUUUUAACAAGGAGCAGUUUGCUGUGAACAUCAUGUCUGUUGACUACAACGCCACCAACUCAUCCCGUGCUGCAUCCGGUGAAUUCACAAUUUCUGAUGAUACGUGUCUACUACAGGAGGAGUUGCGUGAGGGCGCCCAUGCAUAUGUGCACCACUUCACUUUGUAUGACAUUUAUGCAAGAGGGUUUGUCAGACCAUUUUGUCUAGCUUACAUUACAUCUGAAAAAAGUAAACUUGUGAAUCACUUUGAAAUAAUGAUGAACAAAUUUAGGAAAGUUACAGAAGCAUUUAAGUAUGGAAACCGACACAACUUUUGUGAGGAUUUGAAAAGGAAACUUAAGGAUUUGGCUUUCACAAAAGAAAACCAAAUUGCUAAGUCACCGUACUUAAAAUCUUUAGGAAAGAAUGACAAGAUUUCAAGUGACAACAAGGACCUGGAAGACUUCCAGAAAAUAAUGGCUGAAUUGGACAAAGCUAUUCAGGAAACCACUCACAUCUUAACACAAUUUGAAAGUCAGAAGAUCAAUAAACGAUUAGAAAGACGUUUCAAGAAGAUGGAGGCAACAGUGGUUCAUCAGCGUCAAAGAGUGCUUUCCCAGUCCGCUAGUUUACACGGUGAUGGUUACCAUAGUGAUUGUGAUGAAACACCGAAACAGUUUAAUAUAAGAAAAUGUCAUUCGAAUGAUAUACUUGAUGGUAGUCGAGAAACCAGUUAUCAACCAAAGUUAAUCAAAGUGGAUGGGUAUCGGAAGUUCGAUGUUAAUCUAAGGUCACUCCAUGAACUUUGCCUGUGGGGUAGCAAAAUUGGAAUGGCAAAGCUCAAAAAGUUUUACAAGUAUUUCAGCAGAAGAAGUGAAACAUUGUCAAUGGAAAGGAUGGAAUCAGAUAUAGAAAAGCCUUCCUCUUCACUCCUGACUAUAGGCAGAACAGUUACUGUUAAUUUCAUACCAGAAAAUUAUGUGCAAUAUAGUAGAGCUCCUUCCCACCAAUGCCAUAACCUACACAGUGGUUGUAGGACCUGCAAUUUAUCUGACAGAAUGUCAAUAAUGACAUGCUCCAGUGCAAAUACAGUGCCACUAUUAACUGAUGAUGAAGAUGGAUUUGGACUGCUUCCUUCAAGCUAUGAAACUAAGUUUAUCUCUGGCUCAGCAUUUGCUUCAACUGAGUCCUUAUAUUACGAUGCUUAUGAUAAUCAGUCAAUCAGCGACAGUUCAAGUGACACUUCUGAUGAGUUUGAUGAUGGAUGGGUGGAGAUUACCGACUCUUCAUCCCUUGUGUCAAGUUCACCUCACCAAACCUCAGGAUCAUGUUUUGAGGAUAAUACUAGCUUAGGUAGUGAAGGUCAAGCAGAGGUCAAAGGAAGGACCCAACCAGAUAAUGAUGUCACUUUUAAAGACAAUGAUGAAGACAAGUUGUCUGGAAGUGCAGAAGAUACACUUGAGGUUGAUUCAGGUAUGGCCCAAUCUGACAAUGGGAGGUCAAAUGAUGUCAAGUUAGACAGCCUUGGUAGCUCUUCAUCUCAGACAACACCAGCAUUAAUAAGGUGUGCGUCUGGCAUUAGUAUAGAUAAAUUAGUCCGUGUACCAAUGGAUUCCAUUCCAGUCGUAGACAGGAUACCUGUGGGGUGUUAUGCAUCCUGGCUAAGCAACAGUACCUCAAAAUUCCCAGGUUUUAAAUUGAAGAACUUUUUAAGCCAUUGUUCGUUUGCAAGUCAUUUGAUCUAUGCGUUAUUCUCUGGCAGAAUGGUUGUUAUAACUGGUCCUCCAAUUUAUCAACGGGAAAUUAAAUCAUUGAUUACUAUGUUGAGCCUGUUUAUACCAGGGCAUUCCAGACAUCAUUUUCAGAUUACUCCAUGGUACACUAAGCCUUUAACAAUACUUGACGUCGGCAGAAUGAAACUUGUCGGUUUAGCCAAAGUUGGUUCUCUGCAUCGCGUCAUUCCAAAUGUGGUCAGAAACUAUGUUUCCAUCUUUGACUUUGAAAAGCAAGAGUUAUAUACUCCACCUUACCAGGGAACGUAUGUCCAUGCCUUGGUAAAUAAGAGCCGGAUGCUGCGCAGUGAUGUUAGCUUUGUAGCAUAUAUCCAGACUGUGUUUUUAGAGAUGGCUUCUAAAGCCUUUCUUUAUUAUCAUUCCUACUGUCUUGCAGACCAUAAUGCCAAAAAUAGCUCUGAGUUGAUGAACCCAUCAAAGGAGAAGGAAACUAUCGAGAAGUUUCUUGCCAAAUUAGGUAUUGCCGAUGGAGAUACCCACAUCAUUAUGUAUUGGACUGAAUUAAUAAAGCAGCAGCAGUUACUUGGUAUGAACUCGUUCACAAGAUGUGGCAAUCUACCUUUACAAUCAAUACACCUGGACUAUAGAAUCUGCUCCAAGUUCACAUCAUGACCACCAAGUUACCACCCACAUUCCUUUCUCUUGCCAUCUUCCAGCUCUGGUUAACUUGCUGAUGCAAAAUUCAUGAAGGAUUUUCUUACGUGAAGUGUUCCUAUAAAGACACAGUAGAUGAAGUGUUACUUUGAAGACACUGCAGAUGAAGUGUUACUUUGAAAACACUGCAGAUGAAGUUUUACUUUGAAAACACUGCAGAUAAAGUGUUAUUAUGGAGACACUGUAUGUAGUGACUUUACAAACACUACAGAUGAAGUGUCAAGCCAGGUCAUCACUCUGAUGUACGCCAGUUGUACGACCACCGCACGACGAUCGAGUCCAACUCCGUUCCUUGUGAGCACUAGGUGAAACGGUGGCAGUCUGAACAGACGUUAAAAAUGAUCCAUUAUGUGUGCAUCAUCGCAUUGCGUUCAUAGAAUCGCAUCGGCUGACGAUCGUCAAAUGCAGUAAGUGGCCAGCCUUAGGAAAACGCUGCUGAUAAGUAUUACUAUUAAGACAUAAUGGGGAUCGAUGCUUCUAAUACUAUUAUGCAGAUAAAAUGUUACUUUAUAAACACUACAAAUGAAUUGUUACUCUGGAUGCACUGCAGAUGAUGCGUUUCUAUAGAGGCCUGCAGAUAGUGUUAUUAUGGAUACAGCCAGAUGAAAUGUUAAUAAUAUUAUGCCAGUUAAGAUCAUGCAAUAUAAUUUAAAUUUAAUGUCAUGGUUUAUGAAUUAGACUUGAUUUGUAGACUACAGUAUGUAACUAUAAUUUAUAUUUAUUAUAUUUUUUAACAAACUUAAUAGUAUUUCUAAAUCAGCGAUAUAUUGACAUAUUUUGUAUAUUUUAUAUUGAGACUCAUAUGUAUGCGUCACAUAUUGUUCAGUAAUAGUUAUAUUGAUUUAUUUAAUUCAACAGUAAUGGACGCUGAAUUCAGGAUGUGGGUCCAUUAAGUUUCAAAAAAAGGUGCCGUUUUUUUACCACUAGUGUCGAAACGGCAGCGCCAUAUGACCCAAGCAGUGCCCCUUGUUUAGUUACUGGACCGGUAAAUAUAUUAAUCCUAUUCCGCUCAGCCCCUUGGAAGGAACAUGCAUUUUUGUAUGGUAGAAUGCAUUAGAGAGAAAAGCUUAUUUUCGACAACAGUAACAUUUUCCUCUGUAAGUUUAUGUGACUCACAAAAGAAUCUGUUCUAUACAAA